This is a messenger RNA of Tetrahymena thermophila SB210, 1869 nucleotides long. RefSeq lists its product as hypothetical. The record is from RefSeq and is a predicted model, not a curated record. Lineage: Eukaryota; Ciliophora; Oligohymenophorea; Hymenostomatida; Tetrahymenidae. The transcript has a single exon.
UUCAUACUUUAUUAAGAUUAUGAAGAAAAGCAAGCAUUUAUAUAAUAUAUAUAAAGCUUAAUUCGCAAAGGCAAUUAAUAUAAUAAAUAAAUUAAUUAAAUAAAACUAAUUGAAUAAAAAAAUGGAAAGCAAUUCUAAGGAAAAAAUAAAAUAUUUUUAGAUCGAAUACCAAUUGUUCUUAGAAGACAAUUACAGUGUAACUAAAGAUAUUGAUUUGGAAACAGAAUUUUUUUAAAACAUGAACAAAUUUUAUGUCAGCGAGUUUGGAAAAAUCUUAGAGAAAUUGCCAUCCUAUGAAUUGUUUUAGGACUACAAUUUCGAUUUAGAUACGAUCAGUCACAAUACAUGUUUUUUAAUUGGAAGGAAUUGCAAAAAAUGGGACAAUGCUGAAAUAUUCAAUGAAAUAGGGUUUGAAAGAUUAGCAAAAAAGAUCUCUUUAAAUGACAUAAGAUGCAACUAAGCAAGAAUAGGUAAUCAAUUAAAUAAAGAUUCAGCCAAAUAUAAAAAAUUAAAAAAUUUCAAACUAAGGAUAAUAAGAUAAUAUGAUAAAGAUAAUAAAAAAUCUACCAAAAAAUACGGCGAUUUUAUUUUACUUCACUUUUUAUCAUUGUAAGAAUUUAAAAAAGCCAAGAGUUACCAUUCAUCUCAAAAAAAAACCAUAGAUAACUACUUAUAACCUUAAAAAGUGUAGAAAGAAGCAAAAUCAGAUAAAAAUUUAGAUAAUGACAUAUAAUAGUCCCAUAAUUUCUAAAUGAUAUCAAACUAGUAAUCUCAGUUAGACUUAAAUAUCUCAGGUUUCAAUAAAAAUAUUUCAAUAAACUAAAAAAGCUCUAUUGAAAAAAUCAACUGUACUCUUAGCGAUUAAAAUAAAAAUGAGAAACCUUUUAAUUAAUUAAAUGGUAAUAAUCUUAAUAAUUAAAUGGAAUUAGAAUAAAUUGAUGACUUUAAAAGAGAAACAUGUUCUGGUGAUGGAAUAUAUCAAACAGAAAGUGGAGAUUACUAUUAACUUUAGACAAAUCAAAAAAGAAAUUAAGAAAUUCAUCUUUUCAAAUAGGAAAUGAAAAGCAGUUAAGAAAAGUUAUUCAGAGAUAAUUUGAGAUUACAAAACACCUCUUAGAAUCAAAUUUUAACAGAAAAUUUUAAUAAAAAGAUUAAUCUUAAAUCUAAUAAUAAUUAAGCAUAACUGAGGAAAGAAUAAGAAAGCAUUAAAGAUAUUUCAAUCUCUAAUUAAAAUAUAUAAAUGUAUGAUAGUAACAAAUAUAAACCACUAAGCUUUCAGUAAUAAUAAAAUGAUACUUUAUAAAAAAAAUUAGAAUUAAAUGAAGUUGAAAAAAAAUUUAAAAGAUCGAAAGAAGAAUAUAUAGAUUCAGAGAAGGAAAAAAUAGAUACAGAGUAUAAAGUAAUUUUAAAGAAAGUGAAGUGCUUUGAAAACGGGCUUUAAUUAGCAAAACUAGAAUUGGAGACAUUUUUUAAUUAAAACCCAGGCUAUAAUGUUAAAAAUAUGCAAAAUUAACAAUCCAAAAUCUAUUAGAUAGAUGAUUGAUUGAUUAAUUAAAUAUUAAUAAGAAUAUAAAUUAAUAAUUACAUCAGAAAAUAUUCAAAUAAUAACUAAAUUUAAUAGUCACAUAAGAAAAUAAAUGUUUUUAAAAAAAUAAUUUAUUUUUUUUUCUUUCUUUGCCUUUUCUUCUACUAGAAAUUUGUCUCUUUUUUUAUAUUAAAAUACUUUUGUAAUUCGAUUAUCUGAAAUUCAUAUUUGUUAUAGAUACACGCAAACAUUUGACAUUAAUUUUUCGCGCAAACAUUAGACAUUAUUUUUCAACUCAAAGAUUAGAAAUCACCUAAAUCAAUUAACUUGAUCAAAGAGAUGGA